Molecule: messenger RNA, 846 nt
Organism: Rhagoletis zephyria (snowberry fruit fly)
Lineage: Eukaryota; Metazoa; Arthropoda; Insecta; Diptera; Tephritidae
Source: RefSeq, a predicted model, not a curated record
GUCAAAGUGUUUUCACAUGAAAAAAAAAAGUGGAACGAAACGAAACUUUUCACUUUUUCACAACCCUGACGAUUCUCGUUCUGUGAAACAGUGCAACCAACUGUCAAAAACUUAUCAUAUGUAAAAAAAUUUUACACAGCCUAUUUAUACGUGAAAACAAGAUGGAGAAGAUACCAAGAGGAAAGCGCGCCAGCGAAAACCAAAAAGAGUUUUUAAUAAAUUAUCUAGAAGACAAUGUAGACAUUGCAAACGAUAAAUUUGUGACGGCAGAUGGUGCCAAAUUUCGCGAAGAAAAGUGGAAAGAACUAGCGGUGAGCCUCAAUGCUCUUGGCGGAACUCAAAAGGAUGGUGCAAAAUGGAAGAAGUAUUGGUCGAAGGACCAUAUGUUGCUCUUUAGCAACGUAAAAGGGUGUGUUUGAGUAUAUUUAAUUGAAUAAGUAAAGCAAAUUUUAGGGUAAUACAAAUUAUUCCGAGUUUAUUCAAAAAUGGGAAAAUAUAGUGGACUGUAGGUUAAAUUGAAUUUAAUAAACUGGUCUAGUCGACGAUUCGAUUGCGAGUGCCCCCAUACCGGUGUACGGGUGCCGAGAGCUCACAUUCGGAAAAAGUACAUAUUUGACAAUUCAGUACGUUCAAAAGGAAUUCUAGUACAAUUUUAAACAUAUAUAUAUAUAUAAGGAUAGUGAGUAUGUUCAGUUUCGAAUUAAGUAAUUCUAUUACAUUUCAAAUAUGUAUAUAAAGUAAAGGGUGACUAAUUCUUCAUGUAAAUUCAUUAUAAGUAAUUCUAUUACAUUUCAAAUAUAUUUAUAAGAUAAAGGUUAGCUAAUUAUUCAUCAUCAUCCAUGUCUU